UGAACACGCGCGCACUUUUUUCUCUACGUCAUGUUCUUAACGUUGCGCGCUAUUUUACCGUUAGUCAAGAGUGCUUUUGAAUUUGUUUUUGAAAAGGCUUGAAAGGCUUUGUUUUGAAUGCAAAGUCAACCAUGGAAAUGAGACUCCUAAGCCCUAAAUGUCUUCCACGGGUUAUCAAAAGAUAGGUUUCUCUUGAUCCUAAAAAGGCUGUCCAGGCUUCGCAGCGUUAUGAGUCAAAAUGAAGAAAAGUGUCGUCAAACCGUGAGCGGUCUUAUAUGGGAUUUCUUCGGCCAAACAACAGCACAUGGAUUUGGGAGAAUUGCUAAUACCAAGUCCAGGUUACGUCGAAUGUUUUGGGUGUGUCUUGUGAUGGCGGCGUUUGGUAUGUUUUCUUUACAAAUCUAUGAUUUGCUUAUGAUCUACCUCAGUAGACCGAUUGGAACACAAAUUUGGAUGAAGCAUGCCCCGAGUAUCGCAUUUCCUGCAGUGACUCUAUGCAAUUUCAACAUAGUCCGAAGGUCUCAGAUAACCAGUGAAUUGGCAGGAUCAUUCGAGAACUUUAUAACGCCAAAUAUCAGCGAUGUUGAUGAUGCAAGAAGCUUGCGCAAAAGAAGGCAAUCAGUAGACGGCUGCUCGUGUGGCUGUUACCUCAAGUGUAGAAAUUUCCAUGACCCUCACAGAAAUACCCCAGAGCCGGCCACUACUUGUGCACCCGUACCAACAACGAUCCCUACCACAGCAACUACCACUGAGCCAACAACAGUGCCAACUACGAUACCAACAACUAUUCCCACUACUUUGCCAACCACGGAGCCCACAACCGCCCCUACCACCCCAGAGCCGACUACCCUGGAGCCCACAGACCCGCCAACAACUGAAGCGCCGACUACAUUACCUCCAGGCGUCACUCCAGCUCCUACAGAGAAACCCUUGACAAUCGAGGAGAAAAAGGAGCAGGCUUUCACGGGCGAGGUAUCCCAGCCCGACCCGGCCACCUUGGACAAACAGACGCUUAAAACAGAGGAGCUGGUACUGAGCUUAGCAACCAAGCCAGAGGAUAUGUUGAUGGAGGUUGGGCACCAGUUUAACGACAUGGUGCUGUCGUGUACCUAUCGUGGCAUUCCUUGCACCAACUACACAGAGAAUCUGUGGAGUCGAUUCUGGCAUUAUCGCUAUGGCAACUGCUACGUGUUCAAUUCGGGGAAGGACUGGCAAGGGGAACCCAAACCGAUCCUGCGAUCCAACAAACCGGGACCCGCCAGCGGACUUACACUUGAGCUAAACGCCGAGCAACACGAGUAUGUCGGUCAGCUGUCUCACGAAGCAGGCAUGCGCGUUCUGAUUUCCACCCAAGGCGAGAUGCCGUCACCAUUAGAGAAAGGCAUCAGCGUAUCACCCGGGUUUUCCACCACUACGGGCAUUAGAUUGACGAAUAUACUCCGUGCAGAUCCCUUCAACAACAAAAGCUGCCUGAGCAGUGAUGAUAUCGACCCCGAGAAUCUGUACAGAAAGCGAUAUAAUGUGUCCUAUUCACGCACGACGUGCAUGGACUCGUGUCUCGCUCACAAGCAGGUGGACAUGUGUGGAUGUCUUGAAUACAGAUUCCCUAACAUCGAUAACAGGACAGUUUGUGAUAUCCUUGACAUCGACGUCAUCAGGUGUCUGAACAAGGUUCAGUCGCUGUACCAAGACAAUAAACUCGGCUGCUCAGAGAAAUGCCGCCCUCCUUGCAAUGAAGAAGUCUUUAAGCUUUCAAUUUCAUCGGCGAGAUGGCCUACAGAUGAUUAUGAGGCACAUUUUCUAGACGAGCUUAAAGAAGACAAAGGAUUUGUUCUCCCGGCAAACGCAGACGCCAGGGCUUAUUUCGUGAAGCUUCAGAUAUUCUACGAAGAGCUGAACCACGAGGUUAUCGAGGAGUACAGGUCCUACGAGCUUGUGAAUUUCGUGUCGGAUAUCGGAGGUCAGCUUGGGCUGUGGAUCGGCAUCUCGGCACUCACGGCCUCAGAGCUCGUUGAGCUUCUCAUCGUCAUUGCCUUGCACCUGUUGCGCAAGGUUACGCGCACAGGAUUAAUCGAUAAUUCCGCUGAACAGCCUGCGGACACCAACCCACGUUACCUAGACGAUAUCACUUUAACCGGUGAUUUGGGGGAGCGGCGCGGUGCAUUGACGGACUCUAACACUUCUCUAACCGUAAGAUAUCUUGGGGAAAUAGCGCGGAAGAGGAAAAUGAAAGGUCACAAAGAGAAGAGAGAAGCGUCUUGGCACAUAGAUAAUUCCGCUGACCAGCCUGCGGACACCAACCCACACUACUUGGACGAUAUCACUUUCACCGGUGAUUUGGGAGAGCGGCGCGGUGAAUUGACGGACUCUAACACUUCUCUAACCGUCAGAUAUCUUGGGGAAAUAGCGCGGAAGAGGAAAAUGAAAGGUCACAAAGAGAAGAGAAAAGCGUCUUGGCACAUAGACGAGGAGGCGUUCCCUUGUUAUCGAGAUCAAGCCACUAUUCACCCGAAUGUCGAGUCAAACACCUCACUUACAGUUAGGUACCUUGAUGACAUCGUACAAAAGAAAAGUAAGCAGAGAAAGCGCUCAAAGGGUGACACCAGCAUGGUGCAAAAGGGCGAUGGACAUCGCGGGGACUUGAACGUGAGGCGCGGGGGGCUAACUGAGUCCAGCGGGUCGCUUACGGUGCGGUACCUCGCGGAAGUAGCCAGCAAAAGAAAAAGAUAGAGCUUUUUCGACCAAACAUGGAUUAUGAAUAGGAAGUAGUACGAGAUAAAGCUUGACAAUCUAAAAGAUAGAUAUUAUGGUAUUAGCUGGGAUAAAAUUAUAGAAUUGUACUAUCAUUACCUAAUUUGAUUCAAAUGUCAAUAUGUUCUUGGUUUUAAUUCUAUCGCGAAGAUCAUGGAAAUAAUCAGUGUAAAAUUUAAAUUAUUUUGAGAAAAGGUGCCUUCUUGAAUCCUUUUCAAGCUCCGACGAAGCGUUAAUUUGGAAACGUCGGCGAACAUAGAACAUAAACCCUGUGGUUGAUUUCCUCUUUCUCAAGCACAUAAAGAUUCGUCCUA
Nematostella vectensis (starlet sea anemone) is the source of this 3065-nucleotide messenger RNA. RefSeq names its product degenerin deg-1. Gene Ontology annotation, cellular component: membrane. The record is from RefSeq and is a predicted model, not a curated record. Gene Ontology annotation, biological process: sodium ion transmembrane transport. Lineage: Eukaryota; Metazoa; Cnidaria; Anthozoa; Actiniaria; Edwardsiidae. Gene Ontology annotation, molecular function: ligand-gated sodium channel activity. Bases 229 to 2730 code for a protein of 833 amino acids. The transcript is spliced from 14 exons.